AAACCGCAUCGCUGCUGUGAGGCAGCAGCCGGCUCUACCUCUCAUCUGGCUCACACGCCGAGGCAGCGGUCCUCUGCACCAUGCGGGCGGGCCGGUGAUGACAAACCUGUUACACGCCGCUCACGCGAUGGCAGCCAGCCGCACCGGGUCCUCUAUCUCUCUCUCUCUCUCGCUCUCUAUCUUCCUCCUCUGAAGAUUAAUUAGCCGGAGACGGGAUUUUGGCCUCUUAAUGAGGAUCUUGCAGCGAUGGUGAAGGGCAAAGCAGAGGAGCGGACGCUCCAGUACCAGCAAACUUUGAUGUAUGGGCGGUACACCCAGGAGCUGGGUGUGUAUGCCAAGGAGGAGGCGGCCCGCCUGCGGGAUGGAGGGAUGCGGGACGGCGGGGGUCUGAGAAGGAACACCAGCGUCCGAAGUCGCACCGCAGACCUGCUGGAGUACGAGAAAGACCCCUGCGCAAAGUGCCAGCUAUGUGCAUCUCGCUGCCAGAAGUUCCUGAUCUCACGGAUGGGAGAGGACUGGAUCUUCCUCAUUUUGCUGGGACUGCUCAUGGCUCUGGUCAGCUGGGUCAUGGACUAUGCCAUCGCCUUCUGCCAAGAAGCACAGAAAUGGAUGCACGGUGGCCUGGACAGCAACAUGCUUCUGCAGUACAUCGCCUGGGUCUCCUACCCAGUGGUGCUCAUCACUUUCUCUGCAGGAUUCACUCAGAUACUGGCGCCUCAGGCUGUUGGUUCAGGUAUUCCUGAGAUGAAGACGAUACUAAGAGGAGUUGUUCUCAAGGAGUAUCUGACUUUUAAGACUUUUGUGGCUAAAGUCAUUGGUUUGACCUGUGCUCUGGGUAGCGGGAUGCCUCUGGGGAAAGAGGGACCCUUUGUUCAUGUCGCCAGCCUGUGCGCCGCUCUCCUGAGCAAAUUCAUGGCUGCCGUUUUUGGUGGGAUUUACAUGGAAGAGCCCUUUGAGGGAAGCAAGAAUGAGCUGAGGAACACGGAGAUGCUGUCGGCUGCCUGUGCCGUGGGUGUUGGCUGCUGCUUUGCUGCUCCUAUUGGAGGUGUGCUGUUCAGUAUCGAAGUCACGUCAACGUUUUUUGCAGUCAGGAACUACUGGAGGGGCUUCUUCGCCGCCACCUUCAGUGCUUUCAUAUUCAGAGUGCUGGCUGUCUGGAACCAGGAGGAAGAGACCAUCACUGCUCUCUUUAAGACACGUUUCCGUCUGGAUUUUCCGUUUGACCUUCAGGAGCUGCCGGCGUUCGCCAUCCUCGGGAUUGCUUGUGGAUUUGGUGGGGCUCUGUUUGUCUACCUGAACCGACUGAUUGUGGAGUGCAUGAGGAAGCAGAAGACUAUUAACAAGUUCUUGUUGAGGAAGCGGCUGGUGUACCCCGCCCUCGUCACCCUGCUGGUGUCCACGCUCACGUUUCCUCCUGGCUUCGGGCAGUUCAUGGCUGGACAGCUGACGCAGCACGAGUCUCUGGUUGCGCUGUUCGACAACCGCACCUGGUGUCGCCAGGGUGUAGCGGAGGAGUUUGACUACAUCAGCCACCAUCAUGCCUGGAAACACCCCCAGGUCAACGUCUUCGUCACGCUCAUCCUCUUCAUCAUCAUGAAGUUCUGGAUGUCUGCUGUAGCCACCACCAUGCCGGUCCCAUGUGGAGCCUUCAUGCCUGUCUUUCUUAUUGGCGCAGCAUUUGGCAGAUUAGUGGGAGAAAUCAUGGCGACCAUGUUUCCUGAUGGCAUCCAUGAAGAUGGCAGUGUCUAUCCCAUUGUUCCCGGUGGUUAUGCUGUAGUUGGGGCUGCAGCGCUCUCUGGAGCGGUCACUCACACUGUUUCCACCGCGGUCAUUGUGUUUGAGCUGACCGGACAGAUCUCCCACAUCCUGCCUGUGAUGAUCGCCGUGAUCCUGGCCAACGCCGUGGCGCAGGCGCUCCAACCAUCCCUGUACGACUCCAUCAUUCGCAUCAAGAAACUCCCCUAUCUGCCAGAGCUGGGCAUGGGACACCACGAGAAGUAUAAUAUCCGUGUGGAGGACAUCAUGGUCCGAGAUCUGCGCUUCAUCACUCUGAAUUCUUCAUACAGAGACCUGCAGGAGAUGCUGCUGACCGGGCAUCUUAAAACACUCGCCCUUGUUGAGUGUAGAGACUCCAUGAUCCUGCUGGGCUCCAUAGAGCGACUGCAGCUCCAGUCCCUCCUGUCUCUUCAGCUGAGCCGCCAGCGGAGGCUUGAGUACCUUCGUCAGCUGGCCCAGGACAACGGCGCUCACGAUCGUCUGCCCAGUCUGACCUCCGACAGCACCCCCAGCUCCCCAUGCGCCCACAUUCACCUCAACACCCCCACCAACACCAGUGCUCGCCAAGUUGUCCGCUUCCUGGUGAGCACCCAACAGAUCUCCACAGAGGAGUCGUCCUCCUUCAGCCCGGUCGUGUCCAACGCUCAGCUUCCCCUGAAGUCUGCCCUGAAAACCGUGUCGGCCAUCAGCGACGCAGAGACGCCAAAUAACUCACAGACCCUCUCUUGUGCUGAUCCAGACAAGGAGCUGCUGGAGAGUCCGGCCAGGCCGGCCUCUCCUGACAAAACAAAGCCCAAGCCCAAACGAGUGAGGAUCUCCAUGGCGGAAUCCUCUGAAGUGGAGGACUGCAUGACUCCCUCAGAGAUAGCAGAGUGGGAGGAUCAGCAGCUCGAUCAGCUGGUGGAUUUCAAGAACUGCAAGAUUGACCCCGCCCCCUUCCAGCUCGUGGAGCAAACGUCCCUGCAUAAGACUCACACUAUCUUCUCUCUGCUGGGCCUGGAUCACGCCUACGUGACCAGCAUGGGGCGGCUGGUUGGAGUGGUCUCUCUCAAAGAGCUGCGUAAGGCCAUCGAGGGCUCAGUGACGGUGACUGGAGUGAAAGUGCGUCCUCCUCUGGCCAGUUUCCGCGACAGUGGGAACAGCACCAGCGUAUCUGAGGUAACAGAACUACACAAGCUGUGCAUGCGUCACAGAGGGCUGUCCUUGCCACGGGACCCUAAGGCUCCCAACGCGGCGAAAAAGCUGGACCUUUCGUUCAAGGACGUCCCCGUCGGCUUCUCGGACAAGAGCACUUUGGAGUUUGAGAACAGCGAUAACCAGUUGUCGGACCUUGUGCUCCAGGAAAGCCCCUCGCUCACCGAGGACCAAUCAGAGUUUACUUUUGACUGUAGCCCGUCUCACACCGAGGAAUCGGAACUGGGCUGUGACCCCGACCCCGCCGACCCGACACCGGAGCCGGCCGACGUGGAGCACGAGCACAGGAGUCCGACUCUGAACAUGGACCAAUCAGAACCUGGGGGAGAGGGUAGCACUGUCCACACCAAGGACCAAUCACAAUGCUAAUCUAAUGCUUCUCUAUACUAUUGCCUCAUAAAUGUAUCUGUUUCUUAAAUUUGUAACAGUCCAGCCUAGAGACUUGUGUUUCUAACCCAGUGACGUGGGCGAAUUUCUGUUGAAAGGACAAAAGUUGGUUUUAUUUUGUAUCUUUAUAGGAGUCAACAGAUCACUCACGAAAGACCAAAUAUCUCAGUAUUUUCCAAAAAUGUUCACAUCAUGGUUUGUUUAGCGCUGGGAAACAGGGAAUGUCCCAUGCGUACGUGGAGGUGAAACAAGCUGCAGGAAAGCCUCUUUUCUCCUGGUGGGCAGCUGAUAAGGUUUGUAAAUGAGAAACAAGAAGUCGGAAGGCGUGAAGCCAAAAAAAAAAAAAAAAAAGCUUAAAGCACAAGGCUGUACUAGCUUCUCCUCACAAAUCGCACUGGAAAUUUGCUGACCAAGUCACGUUGCAGGAAAAAACAAGUAAACGAAAACAGCACGUUGGCUUUAACAGGUAUUAAGACUGUUUUUGGGGUAAAACUAAGUGUUAAGUGUCUAUUUAGGAGCAUUAGUGGUGUUGCGGAGCUGCGACUCUGAAUCUCAGCCAGGACUAGUUAAUGGCUAUUUUCAAUUAGCGGGAUAUUUUUCCAAAAAGUCCUAAUCACAAAUAAAACUGUUAGACAAAGAUCAUGCCUGAAACCCUCAAACAGCUUUCUUCAUGUGAUUGCUUAAAACAGGCCCAAUUGAUUGGGUGUGAGCAGAAAGAUGGCUGCUGAUCGGGCGGCGGGCGUCAAAGUGGCAAAAUAUUAUCAGUGUACAGUUCCUUGCACUAGUCUCACCCCGUAAACCUAUUCAGCAUUUGUCACCGCACAACUACACACUUCAAUGUAUUUUAUUGGGAUUUUUUGUGAAAAAAAGAGGAAAAAAACAUCUUUAAAAAAACAAAAAAACGUAUGAAAUGUUGAAAGGUGUGAUGUGCGUAUGCCGCCCCAUGCGUCGAGCUUUGCAGUGUUUGUUUUUUCAUCUCACCCAACAUGGCAUGUUUUGCUCUAAUCUGACAUCCCAUAUGUGUGGCGCGUACCUCACAUGGCUGCAAGUUAAACUGCAAACGGGACAUUUGUUGCCUUUUCUUUUUGCCCAAGACCUUUGCAGCUGUGUAUACA
Fundulus heteroclitus (mummichog) is the source of this 4472-nucleotide messenger RNA. It is a transcript of the gene clcn2a, whose product is annotated as chloride channel, voltage-sensitive 2a. The record is from RefSeq and is a predicted model, not a curated record. NCBI's taxonomy places the organism in Eukaryota, Metazoa, Chordata, Actinopteri, Cyprinodontiformes, Fundulidae. Gene Ontology annotation, molecular function: voltage-gated chloride channel activity. The coding region runs from base 247 to 3339 and encodes 1030 amino acids. The transcript has 25 exons. Gene Ontology annotation, biological process: chloride transport; transmembrane transport. Gene Ontology annotation, cellular component: membrane.